Molecule: messenger RNA, 2441 nt
Organism: Diachasmimorpha longicaudata
Lineage: Eukaryota; Metazoa; Arthropoda; Insecta; Hymenoptera; Braconidae
Product: dynein regulatory complex subunit 2-like
Exons: 7
Coding region: 916-2217 (433 amino acids)
Biological process (GO): cilium-dependent cell motility; regulation of cilium movement; axonemal dynein complex assembly
Cellular component (GO): axoneme; axonemal dynein complex
Source: RefSeq, a predicted model, not a curated record
UUAAUCUGGAGAACGAGUAUUCAAUAAAAACAUUUGAGUGAAUUUUGCAAUUCCGGAAUUCUAUUCGAACUCCACGAUAAUUAGAACGAGAGCACAAGUCCCAGAUCUUGUUUUUAAAAAUUCCACUAGUCUUCCCCAUGCCCUCUUAUCAAUUAACACUCGACGCAACAGAUUACGCAAUUUUCACGGUGAAAAUAAUAUUCUCCGACGAACGAGACGAAUACGAACCUCAAUGGACGUGCUGAGAAAUGACGAAUAUUGAAAUCUGUGGAUGACUUUUAUAGGAUAAGCCUGUACCUGACUCCCCACCGCGUGAGUAAAUCGUGGAAGGGCGGUUUCGGGAGAAGACGUACAAGGCCAGCUCUCGACAAGGUCAUCCUGUUGUCGGAGACCGCGGCUAGCUCCCCGUCAAUUCCGUAUUCUCACUCGCAGUGGUCCAUUCAGAUUUUUUUUUUCCCCACCGCACAUGACUCCGCAUUUUACGUCCAACCGACCUUGAACUCGGGGGGGAAUCUUUCAUGGGGAAACCCUGUGCCAUGGUAUUUUUUUACGGGAGACACCUGCCAAUCUCACAAUUUUUACUGAGUCGCGGAUUUAUGGAUUUCUGGUUAUUUCCGAGGGGAAAUUCUUCACUAAGAGGAGGAAAACAAAAUGCUAAUGACAGUUGCCCAUCAGUAGUUAUUUUUUAUUUUUUAUGCCAGUUGGCAGACGACAAAAUCCAAUUUAUUUGUGCGAAAAAUUUGACGUCAAUUAGGAGCCUCUGCGGAUCCGAGAAUUGGGGUAAUCCUGCACUGAGAAAAAAAUAACAGGAUUCUCAAACAAGUCUUAUUCAUUGGGUGUUCAUUGACCUUCUAUUGGAAGUGCGAUUACGUCAUUGGGACGAAUAAUCAAGAUAAAACACGAGCCUGGCAGGACAUGGAUCAGCGACCGAAGAAGAAAGCCAAGGCGAAAAAACCGGGCGGCACGAGUGAAGAGCGCAAAGCACUGCUGAAGCACGAGGCUCUCAAACGGGAGACCAGAAUGGGCACUCGUAACAAUGAACAUCUACGGCGAUCCUGGAUGAAAAUAAUGGCCGAAGUUAAGAUUCCCACUAUGAAAGAAGACAUCGAGGUGAGCCGGAACAUAUUUGAACGUACCCUUGACAUUAAGGAUUACAGAGCCCAUUGCCUCAUGGAAGGUCUGACCGAGUCCGAAAUCCAAUACCAAAGAAACCUCGGAGGGCACGUGGAGAUAAUAAAACGGCUAGAAGACACAUACAACGACAGAUCAACCUCAGGGUAUGACAACUACAAACGCCAACUCGACGAAAUGGUCGAAGAGAGCGAGACGGAUAUCCAGAAGAUCAUAUCCCUGAACGACGAGAGCGAGGGCUUCUUGCAGUCAAUAAUGAAGAGGCAGGAGAAAAUAACCGGAGAGCUUCUAGAGAGUCUCCAGAGCGAGACUGCCUAUAAACUCGGCAAUUUACGUGAGGAUGGAAGUCACUCAAGUAAAAUGGCUCUCCUCGAUGUGGAGAAUAGGAUAAAAUUUUAUUGGAAUUCUGUGAAUUGCAUAUUAGCAAAUUAUUCAGGUGACACACAUCAACGACGAGUGUCUUAUGAUGCUCUCAAGGCGAAAGACACCAAGGACCGGGAAAUAAUAGCCGAUCAGUUGGCGGAAACCGCAGAAUUGUAUGACGCAAUCAGAAAAUAUCAGGAGAAGAUAAAGAAACUGGAAGGGAGCAGUGAAGACACUGCAUUCAAUAUUAAUAUCGAGAGGAAGUUAUCCCGGGAGGCUUACGCCUCCAUGAAGGAGCGCUUUCUUAACGAACAAACGAUUGACAGAGCCCAGGUGACACACCUGACAAGGGAGUACAAUCUGACGCUGAAGAAUCUAGGGAGAUUAGUGAAGAAAGCACAGACUGUUCUCGCUUGCAUGCGUGUGUGUAGAAAGUUCGAGAGUGAGGUGGAUAAAAUACUUCCUGCUCGGUGGGAUUCAGUAAACACGGGCCUCGGAUGCUUCGAGCAUUUUUGGCGUCAGGUGGGAGGGGUUCAGGUGGAGACAAGAGGUCUGAGAGACGAGAGGACGGCACUGAAGUGGGAGAAUGAGUGCUUGAGGAAACUUACCAAGUGUAGGUUUCAAGAGGGGGGGUUGGGGAUCCAGACACCGGUGCCUUCCGCAAUCAGGGAGAAGAAAAAAGAAAUUUUUUUUCCACAAGACUUGGUGAACUUGGUACAGUAAAUGAAUAGGUAAUUUUAUUAUUAUUUUCUUCGAAAAAUAUAUAUAUUGAAAAUCUCUUUAAAGAUGAGGAGCAUUUCCCGGAAAUUGUCGGAAUACAUUUAAGAAUUAUUCAAUUAUUUUAGGGUGUAUUUUUGGAUUUUACUUUGGAUUCCGGUAAUUAAUUUAUAAAUUUAUCAAUAAAAAACGAUUACUUCACAUUUAAUUGCUGUGUAUAAUCUUCUGCG